This is a messenger RNA of Aphanomyces astaci, 2539 nucleotides long. RefSeq lists its product as hypothetical. Gene Ontology annotation, biological process: cilium organization. The transcript is spliced from 8 exons. The coding region runs from base 64 to 2385 and encodes 773 amino acids. The record is from RefSeq and is a predicted model, not a curated record. Lineage: Eukaryota; Oomycota; Saprolegniomycetes; Saprolegniales; Verrucalvaceae.
UUACAUUGUUGGUUGCCAUAUAUAGAACCGAGACACGAAAACGAAUAGUCAGGGAUCAUCGGCAUGGAGGACUGCAUCGCGCGAGGUGGCAUCUCUCACGUCUUAGCUCAGGCAAGGGCCUCGCUCAAGCACCCAUCUCGACCAUUCACCCCCAAAACUGGGAGCCGACCACUCUUUCACGGAGACGACUACCGCCCGAGUUCCCGGCCAAGCUCAACGUACUCGCAAAAUGGGAUUGAAUACGACAAACCUCAGAGUCCCCAGCUGACGUCCUCGGCCUCGACCCACACAGUCACAAGCCGAACUCACCGCCAGGGCGACGUGCAUCAUGUGAAGGACGACGUCGAAAGCGACGAAGAUGCCGACAACCAAGGUGGCGCAGAUGAAUCGAAGGCGGCUGCGACGAUGUACGGGCCCACGUCGCCAUUGUGUGACUCGGCGCGAUCGAAACACGACGACGAUCACGAAGAUGGUGUUAAAACUCAUGGGGAUGAAUGCAAAGGCGGAGGUGACGACGACGACGACGCAAGCGUUGAUCCGGCAUGUUAUGCCACACCAGAGUCGCUGCACAUGACGCUUCUGCAGCUCCAGUCAGCUCUGGAGGAUGUCCAAACGUCCGAUGCUUCUGCUAGCACCGUCCAAGUUGUUACAAAGUACACCACCCAGCUCUUUCACGACGUCCACCUCCUUCGUCAUCACGAUGACGACGCCACGGCCUUCUCUUCUGGUCCCGUGGCCACGGCAUUUGACGUGUGUGUGACGAAGUUACUCGCACACGUGGAUGUGGCGCCACAAGCUCACGUCAUUGGCCUCGUCCAUGCGGGCUUGCAGUUGUGGGCGUGCCACUUGGCUCGGAUUACGACCCACGAGAGCCAGUCUGGGCGCCUUUUAGUCGCCGCGUGCAAGCGCCUGUUCAUGCAGAGCAAAGAUCCGGCCAAUGACGAGCGCUUUUGCCACGUCACCGUGGUGGAAACGCUCCUGGGGGUGCUCUCGUCCCAGUGCGCGCACUUGGUGCCCACGCAAGCACUCAUCUAUGUCGCAGGCGUGCUCAAGAACGUAUCCGGGUCGGCUCGGAUGGUCACGUUGCUCUCGACCAGCGGGGCAAUUGCCGUCUUUUCCAAGGCACUUCAGGUAACCUUUGACAAGGACGUGAAUGCCGCCGCGCAAGUGCUGGUGCAAGUCACCGCGAUUCUGCGCAACUUGGCAGAACACAAGCAAUGCCUCAAGCAGUUUUGGCAUGCCCACGUGAUCCAAGCACUGUGCGAUCUAUUGCCAGCAUAUGCAUCGCAUGGCGAACUCGUGCUAAACGUUAGCCGCAUCCUCAGCAAGCUCACCCUCCACGAGGCCGGACGGACACAAGUGAACAAAGGAAAACACAACCUUCGCCACCUCCUGAAACUUCUUGAUGGGGACACCCGCUCGCGGCAGCAGGAUGCGGCGCUGGUCAUCCGCCUUGCGUUCAUCCUUGGAAACCUCACUGCCACGAAUGAUCGCAACCGCAAAGCCAUCGUCACCCUCGGAGCAGUGCCGCCGCUCGUACGAAUGCUGAAGGAAUACCAUAUCCGGUAUGUUCACGAGAGUCCGGAUAACGACACCAGCGCAGCAACUGCAGAGGACGUUUUGGUGAAGUUGGUGAGGCUCCUUGCAAAUGCCGCGAUCCAUACAUCUGUGGGACCCAUGUUGGGCACGGUGCCCGGUAUCGAAGUCCUCCUGGAUGUCUUGGACCAUGCGAAGGUAGCACGGCAUGAAGAACUGAUGCUGAACGUGGUCAGUUGCCUCACCAACCUGUCCUUCUACUCGACCGACGCUACGCCUACCAACGUCAUCACGGUGCAUCGGCACAGGUUGUCGCGCGAUCUCGCCAGUAUUCUUGUCGAUCCAAACGACGAAGCUGUCGUGGAGGCGGCGCGCGCCUUUGGGAACCUCAGUCGUUUCCCCGAUGUCCUCGGAGCCAUGCUCGACCCCGACUCGACCGCUCUUCUCCCCACCUUUGUCAUGCUUCUUGAUCAUGCCAACCGAGAUGUCGUCUACACCGUGUGCGGAGUCCUCAUGAACGCAGCGUUGGAUCAGCGCACACGUGGAAACUUGCAUGCCGUACCUACCACACACGACAUUGUCGACACGCGGGACCUGCUCGUCCGACUCUUUCGCCACGCUGGCCUGAAGGACCUGGCCAUGAGUACCAUGCUAUGCAAAGUCCUCUUCAACCUCGUCCUCUCGACAGCACCCGCGGACACCGCGGCCACGUACGUGGACACGUCCACCGGUCGCCUCCUCUUGACGACGCUGGAGGAGCUCGUGGAUGCCAUGGCCGACUCGGCCACGGAAGCCGAAGUCGAAUUUGCCAGCGUGGCCCACGCGCUUAUGCGGAGUUUGGUCAAGUAGGAGUAAAGGUAUUAGUUUGCUUUUCACCCAAAUUUGCCAAGUUUAAGGCUGCGUCUGGUAAGGAAAUAUUGCAAUAUUCAGGCCGAAAACGCCAUUUUGGGGGCGAAUUCGACAAAUCUUAUCAAUAAUAUUGAAAGAUGUCUUGCUUGAAGAG